Molecule: messenger RNA, 3178 nt
Organism: Symsagittifera roscoffensis
Lineage: Eukaryota; Metazoa; Xenacoelomorpha; Acoela; Convolutidae
Product: long-chain-fatty-acid--CoA ligase 1-like
Exons: 10
Coding region: 1064-3022 (652 amino acids)
Biological process (GO): long-chain fatty acid metabolic process
Cellular component (GO): membrane; endoplasmic reticulum
Molecular function (GO): long-chain fatty acid-CoA ligase activity
Source: RefSeq, a predicted model, not a curated record
UUUUUCAUAGACUUAGUCAAUGGAAUUGUAUGAUUAGCAUUUUUGGUCUAUGGAGGUCAACCCGGGUUUAUCUGGCGUUUAUUUGUAUUACCUCACCUUGAAUGAAUCAAAAAACAACCGAACCUAUCUUUAUCGCUCCUUCACACUUCGGGGUUGGAGCAAUUGAAGGAUUUAAGAAUGAAAGAGAUUUCGUGCGAGCUGCCAAAAAAACAAAAAGAAGAAAAUUAGAAACUAUGAUUUAUGCUGAUUUUGAAUGAGCUAAAAAAUGGUUUCGUGGAUUUUUUCGGGCGGGCUUGAGGAAGAUCGGAUGGUUUUUUGGUCGAAGCAUCUUCAGCCUCCAACCGCCAUGCGAACUCCAUCCCUCUAAACUGCUAUAGUUUGAUUAGAGGUUAAUUAUUACCAGAAAAGGUCAGUUCUUGAUUAUAAUAACCAAGAGUGCAAGAGACCAGGUCCAGGCGGUGUGUUAUUCAAACUUCAAUUGAAACCAUUCUAAUAGUGAUUUGAGAGCUGAAGCUGUACGUGUCAAAUCGUGAAUGCGUCUUAAGUAAACUCUUGCAAUUCAUACCAACCAUAUGUUUGUUUUCUUGAUUCUUUAAAAACUGAAGUGGCUUUUACGCAUAAACUAAUCGAUAUGGUGUAAGCCACCCGUACGUGUUUGUGUUUCAAAAAAUUGUGAUACAUAAUCAUAUUUAGCUUUCUUUAUCAUAAACAAGAUUGCGAGAUUUUAAACUUUUUCUUGAAUUCCACACUAAUUAUAUAAAAUUAAACAGUUUUUUUGCAUUUUAAAAACUAUCGCUGCUACACGUUUUUCAUUCAGUGCUGUUUAUGUAAUGCUUAUGCGCUGAACAAGAAACGCGGUGUGCUCGAUACAACAUAGGCUCCAAACGUUUUAAAACGUCAUUGUAUGUUUAAUAUUGUUUAAACACGUUGGUGUAAAAACGCUCAUCGACACGCAUAUUUGAUGCUAUACAAGCGUUUACGUUUUAUUUAUUGUCUUAUACAAAAAAAUUACAAUUAUAUUGAAUAUUUCGCCUUAUUUUAAACAACUUUUCAUUUUGAAAUAAUGAUCAAAUCAGUUAUCAACGACCAUCUAGAACGAUCAAGGAUUUCUGUUUUGUGCUCGACCGGCAAAAUCCGAGAACACUUUUUUGACGACAUCAAACAACGAACAAACUACGAGUUAUUCCAACGAGGAUUACGUUAUAAUAGAAAUGGCCGCUGUCUCGGAACUCGAGAGGAAAACUCUUACGUGUGGAAAACGUACAGCGAAGUAGACAAACUGGCCAGUACUUUUGGAACUCAUUUGGUGAAAUUUGGUCUGGAGCCACACAAGAAUGAAGAAAGUCUGGUGGGAAUCUAUUCCAAAAACAGGUGGGAGUUCGACGUGACUCAGCUGGCGUGUGCGUAUUACUCGUUGGUUCCAGUGCCAAUCUACGACACACUCGGGAAGGAAGGAUGUUCGUUCAUCGUAUCUCAGGGGAACAUGAGAGUAAUAUGUGUGGAUGGACUGAAAUCUGCCGCCGAGUACCUGUCAAUCAUCGAGGGAUCCCAAGUGGAGUGUCUCAUCUAUUACAGCGACCCCUCCGCCGAAGACACAGAGCUACUCUUCCAAGCAGGCAUCCAAGUGAUGUUGUUCCAGGAGUUGUGUUCUGUCGAGGCCACAGCAGAUGACGGCAGUCCGAUCCAAGUGGACCCUGCUUAUGAAGAGGAUCUGGCCACUAUUUUGUACACAAGCGGAACAACUGGAAUGCCAAAAGGGGUGAUGUUGACGCACAAGGCGUUCGGAGUGGUGGUGGGCAGUGCUGACCUCUACCUGAUCAAGGCCAACAUCAGGUUGGACUCCUCUGACCUCUACCUGUCCUACUUGCCCUCCGCCCACUCAUUCAACUCUGUCUGCACCUACGCCGUCUUCUACACUGGUUCUGGAAUCGGCUACUACAGUGGGAGUGUGUUGAAGUUGAUGGAGGACAUCCAGAUUCUGAAGCCCACCUUCUUCCCAAUUGUGCCCAGACUGCUUAACAGACUCUACGACCAAAUCAACCAGGGUGUGAAGGGGGCGUUCUGUCUGAAGCGGAAGUUGUUUGAGAGGGCGAUGGAGGGGAAGCUGGAGCAGAUGAGUCAGGGGGUGCCUGUCAGCAAGGACUCCCUCCUCUCCCGCAUCGCAUUCAAAAAGGCCAGAGAAGUACUCGGAGGGCAAGUGCGUGUGAUGUUGAUCGGCAGUGCUCCCAUAUCCGACAAGGUGCUCAACUUCGGCCGCGUGGUGAUGGGCUGCGAGAUCUUGGAGUGCUACGGGCAGACGGAAACAUGCGCAGCUGCUUUCGGUACACUUCCCUUCCAGUAUGAGGCGGGUAGAGUGGGGGGACCUCUGCCUUGUUGCGAGUGCAAACUGGUGGACAUUCCCGAGAUGGACUACUUCGCCUCCAGAGACCAGGGGGAGAUCUGCUUCCGAGGACCCAACAUGUUUAGAGGCUACUUCAAGGACCCCGAGAAGACUAGAGAGGCCAUAGACGACAAGGGAUGGGUCCACUCAGGUGACGUUGGCCAGUGGCUCUCGGAUGGAAGUCUCAAAAUCAUAGACAGGAAGAAACACAUCUUCAAACUAUCUCAGGGCGAGUACAUAGCACCCGAGAAGCUGGAGUCCGCCUACGUGCAGAUUCCUCUCAUAGCCCAAAUGUUUCUGCACGGAGACAGCCUGGAGUCAUGUACUGUAGCCAUAGUAGUGCCGGACGAGGAGGUGCUUCGCUCCUACUGCGAGAAGAAAAAGAUCGGAAGUUCCGGAGACACUUUCGAACAACUGUGCCGCCUAGCCGAAAUCAAAGCCUCAAUUAUGGACAAGAUAAAAGAAAAAGCUAAGGAAAACCAGUUCAAUUCUCUCGAAGUGCCAAAAAUGAUCUUUCUGUCUCAUGAUCUGUUCACGGUUGAAAAUGAUUUGCUCACGCCCACGAUGAAAAGCAAACGGCCUGCGCUGAAGAAAUUUUUUGAAAACGAAAUCAACGAAAUGUACCUAAAAAUAAACCAAUGAAAAACGAAACUGAUUGCUUUAAAAAUAUCUUUUACAGUUCCGUGUACCUAUUUUUGUAACAAUAUUUUGUACAAACGUAUUUAUUCCAGAUUUUGCUUAAAUUUUGGAGCAAUGAUAGGUCAUUUUUUGAAGAAUUGAAUGUAUGAAACUAGUAAA